Brassica rapa (field mustard) is the source of this 1570-nucleotide messenger RNA. RefSeq names its product protein MODIFIER OF SNC1 11. Gene Ontology annotation, biological process: poly(A)+ mRNA export from nucleus. The record is from RefSeq and is a predicted model, not a curated record. NCBI's taxonomy places the organism in Eukaryota, Viridiplantae, Streptophyta, Magnoliopsida, Brassicales, Brassicaceae. Gene Ontology annotation, cellular component: nucleus.
GAGACCGGCCUCUUCGACGGAUUUAUUAACCCUACAAAGACCGACGAAAUAGAUAAUCUCACAAAUCUCUCUCCCUACGAUUCACAAUGGCGAGCAACGGAGUGAAGGACACGACUACGGCGGAGAAUGGCUCGGGGCUUACUAAGAAGAUCCUCGACCUCAACACGGCGGAGCCAGAUGACAUCCUCGACGGAGGAGAAGUCAAGGGAUUAUUAUCGGAUUCUGCUGAUGUUUCCGGUGAGAAGAAGGAAGAAUCCGACUCCAAGGCUAUUGGAGCUGGUUCUGGUGAUGUAUCAUCUCCCGUCGAUGAUGUUCAGAAGAAGAUUCGACGUGCCGAGAGGUUUGGCGUUUCUGUGAAGCUAACCGAAGAGGAGAAACGCAAUUCUCGUGCUGAGAGGUUUGGGACUGUAGCAGCAGCGGUGAAAGGCUCAGAGGGAACGAAGAAAGCUGAGGAGUUGAAGCGAAAGGCUAGAGCUGACAGAUUUGGGGUUCCUGCAUCAUCAUCAUCCACUACUAAAGCUGAUAACACUGAGGAAGAGGCCAAGAAGAAAGCUAGGCUCGCUCGUUUCGGGAAGGAUACUAAAGCUGAUUCGGCUGAGGAAGAUAAACGCAAAGCUAGGGCAUUGAGGUUUUCAAAGCCUGCUUCUGAUUCAUCUUCAGAGUUACCUGGGAAGCUUAACGUUGGCAAGGAGGCAGCAGGAAACGCUGCAUAAGGUUCCUGAAUAAGGUUCCUUCUAUCUUUUUAGUUAGGUAGUGUUCUAGCGUUUUAUGAUUCCCUCUCUGGCUGCUUGAUUCUCUCUUUAUGUUUCUGCAUUAGAAGUCCCCCGUAGGUAGCGUCUUUAUUAAGGUCGAAGUUUGGUCGUGGAGUUAUGUGGUCAUGCAAUGGUUCUCUCAGAUGGACGGAAGCUAAACUGUCACCAGAUGAGAUCAUGAGAAACCAAUAAAGUAACCUAUAGUUCUGAUUGUCUUAGAAAAGCAAAUGUGUUAGGACCUCGGAGUUCUGAAGUGGCUCGUUUUGAUGUUUUUCAUGUUGCAGGUGCUUGAAUUGGUAAGUUAGAAUGAGUAGUGCCUUUAUUUCGUUAAACUAUUUGGAAAUGUGGAUGGUCUUUCUGGCACUUGGCAUCAAUAGAGAUUGUUAUAUGAUGUUCUUGAGAAUGUGUUCCUAGGCUUGUUAGAAAUUAGUAAUGUUGAAUCUGUUGAUUGCUUUUGAGUUCUGAGAAUGCCUAUUUUGCUAGCUUAUCCAUCAAAAGUAUAUUGCAAAACGGUUGUUUGGUUUGCUUAUUAUUCAUAUGACUUGUCAAGCCGCUACUUCAGAAUUCCUUUGCUAUCUAAGACUUAUCAUUAGAACUAUAGAAGUGCUUGUUGGUUUCCAUAUCUCUGGUCUCUAUGGCAGUGGAAGCGAAGGGACGUUGAAUCUCUGUUCGUGGGACUGGGACUUUGCUGGCUUUCUGAUGCUACACAAUUUCUUAUGCGUCUGUAAUAGUUUUUAGAUAAAACUUUGUUGUAUAACUUUGGAUCAAGCGCCAGAAAACUUUUUAUUGAGGGAAUACAACAUUCAGUUUUACUUAUU